AUGAGUUCCCUGGGACGUACAACGUUAAGAUGGUGGUUCGCGAUGUUGAAUCUUCCGCGGCAGUCACAUGCCUCGUGGCAUCGGGCCCGACUUCGAGAGGAACUGUGCGAGCGUCGACUCGCAGAAAGAAGUUGGAAAAAGCUUAGUGAGACCUCAGAUGUUCUUUUCUCAAUCGUCCGGGCCCAAUACGAUGGGUUUCUAAUACGGAAUCCUUCUUGCUUGUCCGGCCUUAAAUCCAGCCCGAUAUACAUGUACAUGUUGGCCAAGUACACAUCACGAUGGUCCUUCUUUAAAGCGGCUGCCCUGUUCAGCAAUGCCCGGCACUGGAAUCUGGUCCACGAGGUGGUGAACCCGGGAAAAGAUCACAAACUCACUGAAGUCGCUUCCCGCCAUGAGAUUAAUGGAAAGGACUUUCGGCGAGUUAGCCGUCAGCUUAGGCGCAUCUGGCCACUGUUUCCAUGA
Molecule: messenger RNA, 462 nt
Organism: Penicillium egyptiacum
Lineage: Eukaryota; Fungi; Ascomycota; Eurotiomycetes; Eurotiales; Aspergillaceae
Source: the annotation of a GenBank genome assembly